Molecule: messenger RNA, 2412 nt
Organism: Triticum aestivum (bread wheat)
Lineage: Eukaryota; Viridiplantae; Streptophyta; Magnoliopsida; Poales; Poaceae
Exons: 2
Molecular function (GO): ADP binding
Source: RefSeq, a predicted model, not a curated record
AUGGCGUCCAUCUCUUGUGCUUUAUUUAGGAAUGGAAGGAAAUUGGAUCCUGAGAACGCUGAGAUCAAUAUUCAAGUAAAAAAUAUCAAUGCUGCCGCAGGAGAGAUACUGGACGUUUUGGAGGAUACAAGCAAAGGAAAUGUGAUCUUCGUCCGUGGUUGGCAUGGAUUUGGGGCAUCAGCAACACUCAAGGCAGUAGCUCAACGCCUGAAAUCAUCAAAAUCAAACUUUGACAGGGUUGUUCAUGUGGAUUGCUCGCUGUGGAAAAGCAUGAGGGCCCUGCAAAAGUCGGUCGCGGAGGAGCUAGAGCUUCCACCAUCGGUGAUGGCCAUCUUCGAUCGGCGGGACGAGGAGGAUGAUUUCAGUGGGAUAGACGAAGGCUCUCGAGGGGUGAUACCAAAUAUCAGAACAGAAAUCUUCAGAAAGCUUGCUAGCAGUAGAUUUGUGGUGAUAUUUCACAAUGGGAGUGACAAAUACAUUGACCUGUAUAAGUGUGGUGUUCCGGUAACAUCAGUUUUGAGUAUCAAGGUGUUGUGGACCUGGCACGGGAGGUUUCAAUCCAAAUACAUACGUUUCCGUAAACGGACAAAGAUGGAGCUGCAUACUGAUGUUGUUGUCAAUUUUUCUCAUGAUGACUGCAUCCGUGAUGAAGCACUAUUGGAAGAGGCCAAGGAGAUUGUCGCUUAUAUGGGUAUUCCAGAGCCUUACAUGAACCAUAUAAUAGUUGACAAGUGUUUCCAGUAUGCCUAUGCACUGGGAUCUGUCAGUUGGUUCGGUUGGGGGAACUGGGAGGACCAUGUUUUUAACUACUUUGUGUGCGACGGGAUUAUACAAGGGCAAGGCGAUAGUUCGGCAUGGGGAGUAGCCGAUGCUCUACAGAGAAACAUGUCUAUGGAUUGGCUUCGUUUCCGCACUGAUGAUGACGUUCUUCGCCACCUGCAGUGCAGGCUUCAUGACCGCUUGCUUUUGGUGCAACACAAGAAGGGCCUCCUACCUGAUAAUAUUGGCAUGGAUCUUUCUGAGGCGACAUCCUGCUUCAUCUUACCAGAUAGCAACAUCUACCAGAUGACGACAUUACCAGAUGGCAUAUUCCAACAUUCAUACAGCAGCAAGCUGCGCGUGUUACAUCUCUCUUGGUGCGGCUUCAGUUUUGAAUCGCCUCCCUUCCUGUGUUGCAGCCAGAUAAGACUCCUUCAGCUGAACAACUGCAGAAAUAUCCCAUCUGAUAAGCAUCCAAGCUACAACGAAGACAUGUCAUGCUUCCAGAAGCUAUGGGUGCUGCACCUGAGCUAUACAGACUGGUAUCGAUUACUAUCAGAAGAGAUGAUGAACUUUAUGGCUGACCUCAGGGAGUUGUAUGUAGAGGGAGAUUGGGGCAUAAAUGAUUUACGUGGCAGGGGACCUUCCCUUGUCAAGGUCCACGUAGAAUCAUGGAACUACUUUAUUAAUCAUGCACCAUUCCCUGACCUGUCCAGCGCAAGCUUCCUCAAGACGAUCAUCCUUGACAAUUGUUUUGAACUGGAACAAGUUGUCCCCGGCGUGCUGCCCCCAUCGCUUGAGUCAUUCACCUUCAAAACUAGAUCUUAUGGCACCAACACAUCUAGCAUUUCCUUCCGGGGUUGUUCUCAGUUGAAGAGUAUACUACUGGUAGGAAAAAUGGAGAGACUCGAGGAGCUGGACCUCUCGGGCACAAUAGUGAAAACCCUUGACCUCAGGGAAGUGAGGGCCCGAAACCUCAAACGUCUCAUCUUGCUGGGCUGCGAGAAGCUCUGUGCCAUAUUAUGGCCAUUUAAAUACAGUAUGCCAAAGGUUUUGGAGGUACUGCACAUCAAUACCAUACGAUCUACAUCACCUGGCCAAGCUAAUUGGGAAGAAAAACCCAGGGAUCCUAUUGCAGCUAUGGGAUCAUCAUCUAGUCCUGUUGCUACUGCUAAAGAACAGGGCAUCCGUCGAUAUGCGUCCUUUGACUUUAAGUGUUACAUCUGCACAAGGGAUACAAGGAUCCUUAGGUCGCUUGAACCGGUUAAAAGAUAUAUUGAGCACAGUCAUAUAUAUAUGGAAAUGGGUUCAUCUCCUACAAGUGGUGCUACUGCUGGUGACAGUAAAGUUGCUCAAGGAAUCCGGAGUCUGUGUCAGCCUGAUAAUUAUUUAUAUGCAAGGGAUGCCUUCUUUCAAAGGGACCUACAGGCUGGCGCUGAUAAUGAAGGUGCAAUCAGCUGGAUGUGGGCUUGCCCAGCUACUCCUGCUCCAAGGGCUCAAGACUGGUAUGUUCACAUACAAGAUAAGCAGGAGGUGAAGAGGGGACUACUACAGCAAAAACAGAGCAACACUGAAGGAAUUAAUGCUAGUGCCGUUUUUCCUGGUUUCAUAGUUAACAAUGCUCGCAUGCUUCACGUGCAUGAUAGCUCAUCC